Styela clava is the source of this 534-nucleotide messenger RNA. The record is from RefSeq and is a predicted model, not a curated record. NCBI's taxonomy places the organism in Eukaryota, Metazoa, Chordata, Ascidiacea, Stolidobranchia, Styelidae.
CUAAAUUUGCCGAUAGAGUCAAUGAAUAUACAAUAGAAUUUAUGAAAUACGUCCCUGAGGAGCGCAGAGCAGCUGUUUCGGAGAAAAAGGAUAAAGCUGUAUCCACAUUCACAGCAAAAAUUGACAAAAUGGCUUCUAUCACCGCUAUUAAAUACAAAUAUGCAAUUCAGAAGAGACACAACAAGUUGAUUGCUUUCCAUGGAAGGAUCGUCAAUGCAGCACUAAAAUGCUUCCAAACUCGAUCUGAGAAAAUUGCUCAAUUCAAGAAGGCACUUACCGGACGGAUCAAAGAGUAUUUUGCUCAUUUCAAGAAAGUUAUGAGUAAACUCAACGAGAAAAAGGUUAAAGUUUAUCGCUGUCUUUUAUAUAAGAUGCAUGGUGAGUUAACAUUAUUAACGCUACGUUUCGCUAACAUUUUACAUUAUUUUUAACAAUAUUUUUGAUUUUUUAGGAUCAAAAACCUGGCAAAAAGAAAUUGUCGACGCUGUUGUGAAUGAAUAUAAAACCAAAUUAUCAAACAAACUUGAUGUCACU